AUGAGCUUAUGUGCCACUACAUGCGUUGAAGUUCCUUGUUUCAAACAAUCCACACCUCUCCAACGCCCUUUUACCCCCAGUUAUACUUCUAGCCAUGUAGGUUCUCCUCCAACCACUCCUUCUGUCUCUCCUGGAGGAUCAGUGGCGGGCACAGUCUCAGAAUCAGAUGACGAUUCCUUCCCUUUGACACCUGAUUCUAAGCGCUCAGGCGACACACGCCAUGUCGCCGAUAUCUCAGGCAAAGCUGGACCAUUGACUUUAAGUCGGUAUCAUAAGCACCACCACACUGACAGCUAUAAUUAUUCCUUCCAUCCGUAUUGCCGAACACCAUCUUUUCAAGACCGGCGUGCCUUUGAAUGUAUGUUGGGCAGCUCUGACUGUGACAAUUUAUUGGAAGAUAUGAAGGGCAAGACCGAUGAUUGGCUUUUGAGGCAUAUGGAUGCGCUUGGACCCCAAUCUUUCUGCCUUGUUGUUCACUACAAGGAGGCCGUCUCCCAGGAAGACUUUGUCAGAGUAGAGCGAGAAACCUCGGUCUUAAUGAGAAGACUUCUGGAGAAGCAUCCACCGUCUACUGAAAUAGAUGCCCAAUCUCUCGCUACGCUCACUGACCACAACAAGAAACAUCUCUGCAGGACUGAUGCUCAGCUUGACCUUUUGAAAGAUCGUAUCAUGCAGAGGCAGAUGGCAAGCUCGCAUCAUGAUGAUCCAGAUGCUGCCUCAUGA
This is a messenger RNA of Suillus discolor, 723 nucleotides long. RefSeq lists its product as uncharacterized. The coding region runs from base 1 to 723 and encodes 240 amino acids. The transcript has 4 exons. Lineage: Eukaryota; Fungi; Basidiomycota; Agaricomycetes; Boletales; Suillaceae. The record is from RefSeq and is a predicted model, not a curated record.